This is a messenger RNA of Paramacrobiotus metropolitanus, 908 nucleotides long. Its product is annotated as troponin C-like. NCBI's taxonomy places the organism in Eukaryota, Metazoa, Tardigrada, Eutardigrada, Parachela, Macrobiotidae. The coding region runs from base 191 to 649 and encodes 152 amino acids. The record is from RefSeq and is a predicted model, not a curated record. The transcript has 4 exons. Gene Ontology annotation, molecular function: calcium ion binding; enzyme regulator activity.
GAAUGCUUACAUUUGCACGCACAAGAGCUCAACUAACAUCGUGGAAAAAGUUUCGUUGCGGAGCUGGCGUAAACUCCAUACCACAAUCUUAAAACAUUUUCCAGCUCGGCACAGUCACUAUUCCAUAGGCUUCUUUUGACUGCGCCUUUGUGCAAGUUUUGUCCGUUUCCGUAGCUUUCCAACCGCCACAAUGGUCGAGGAACUUACCGAAGAACAAGUCGCAGCUUUCAAGAAGGCGUUCAACAUGUUCGACAAGGAGAAGCAGGGCUUUAUCCACACCCGCCAAAUCGGUAGCCUGCUCCGAACUAUGGGUCAGGCAUUUGAGGAUAAAGAUCUGCGCGAGCUGAUUGCGGAAGUUGAUACCGAUGGUUCCGGUCAGAUUGAGUUCGAUGAGUUCUUGGCGUUGGUGGCUCGCUUUGUGGUGGAAGGAGAUAAAGCUAAAAUGGAACAGGAAUUAAGAGAAGCAUUUAGGCUAUACGACAAACAGGGUAACGGCUACAUUAACGUAUCAGAUCUUCGGGAAAUUCUUCGCGCUCUGGAUGAUAACAUAACCGAGGAGGAACUGGAUGAAAUGAUCGCCGAAAUCGAUACAGAUGGCAGUGGCACCGUUGAUUUCGACGAGUUUAUGGAAAUGAUGACCGCUGGCUAAGGGACGACCUCCUUGUAAAGAGCCGAACCGGAUUUUGUAAACGAUCAUCUGCUACGUAAAAUAUACCCGUACUGGCAUUGCCAUCAUGUCUUUGUUGCGUACACUGCGUCAUUCUACAGAUACAUAUACUACAGUAUACUGUUAAACCUGAUGAAUGAGACGACCUUUCGGAAUCGUCUGAUUGUCAUCCGAUAACACCCAUACAUGUUCCGAUCCCUGUAUAAGUCACUCCUAAUCAGAUUAAAUUUUAAACCGUCAA